Ostrea edulis (European flat oyster) is the source of this 396-nucleotide messenger RNA. RefSeq names its product fucolectin-4-like. The record is from RefSeq and is a predicted model, not a curated record. Bases 1 to 396 code for a protein of 131 amino acids. Lineage: Eukaryota; Metazoa; Mollusca; Bivalvia; Ostreida; Ostreidae. The transcript has 2 exons.
AUGUCGUCUGCGUUUAAUUCUAUCUACCAUCGUGCAUCCAAUGCUGUGGAUGACGUCACUAGAUGUUCCAAUGGCAGAUCCACUGCACAUACUGAUCGUGAAUUUAAUCCAUGGAUACAAAUAGACAUGCUGAACAUAUUCGACAUUGCUAAAGUUCUGAUUUUCAACAGGCAGGAUAUGGGCGGUGAAAGGCUGCACGAUCUACUGAUAAGCGUUGGGGAAAAUGGAGUCGAAAAACCUUGCGGUUUCUUCCAAGGACCUGCGGCUACAGGAGACCGCUUACUAAUUUUUUGUAGUUCCGGUAGUAGAGGAAGAUAUGUCAGACUGACGAUCCAAAGUAUCCAAGGGGAACGUGAUUUCUUAAACGUUUGUGAAAUUCAAGUAUUCUUGGAGUGA